This is a messenger RNA of Triticum aestivum (bread wheat), 609 nucleotides long. RefSeq names its product tau-cadinol synthase-like. NCBI's taxonomy places the organism in Eukaryota, Viridiplantae, Streptophyta, Magnoliopsida, Poales, Poaceae. The record is from RefSeq and is a predicted model, not a curated record. Bases 1 to 609 code for a protein of 202 amino acids. Gene Ontology annotation, biological process: terpenoid biosynthetic process. Gene Ontology annotation, molecular function: terpene synthase activity; magnesium ion binding. The transcript is spliced from 3 exons.
AUGACUGCGGGCAUAGGGAGCGCUAGGAGAGUAAAAGGAGGAGAGGAGAAAGGACGGCCAGCAGCGUCCUCCGAUGAUCACCGGGCGGUGGCGGUCCUGGAGCACGGCUGCAGGCGAGAGGGUAGGAUCAGAUUGAGUGCACACGAGACAAAGGAUUUACCAAGCUUCGCGGGUACUCCGUUGCUAGUAAUUGGCUCACUUGUUGGUAUGGGCGACGAAGCAACCGAUGAAUCAUUUGAGUGGGCCAUCGGCUACCCUGAUGUUGUAAAGGCUUGUGGUGAGGUGACACGUUUCAUGGAUGAUUUGGCUGCAUUCAAGCAUUACAAGAACAAGCUGGACGUGUCGAGCUCCCUAGAGAGCUACGUGAACCAGCAUCGUGUUACAAGCGAGAUGGCCAUCGCCGUGCUGGAUAACCUGGUCGAAGAUGCAUGGAAAACCACAAACCAGGCACGAUUUGGCCGCCGUGCACUUCUUCCUUUUGUCAACCGGGUCACCAACCUCACCAAGAGCAUGACCUUGUUGUUCCGCGACAAGAAUGACCUCUACACGUUCAGCCGUGGAAACAAGGACAGGACCCGGCAGCAUUUCAUCGACCCUAUCCCCCACUAG